Molecule: messenger RNA, 759 nt
Organism: Lodderomyces elongisporus
Lineage: Eukaryota; Fungi; Ascomycota; Pichiomycetes; Serinales; Debaryomycetaceae
Exons: 1
Coding region: 1-759 (252 amino acids)
Biological process (GO): peptidyl-proline hydroxylation to 4-hydroxy-L-proline
Cellular component (GO): endoplasmic reticulum
Molecular function (GO): procollagen-proline 4-dioxygenase activity; iron ion binding; L-ascorbic acid binding
Source: RefSeq, a predicted model, not a curated record
AUGUACCCGAACCGGAAGUUUUACAAGAUGAUCAAAUCAUUGUCAUCAACAAUUUUUUUUUCAAAAGACCUCUGUCAAGAACUCAUCAAGUCAUUUGAGUCGCAACUAAAGCUAGAAACAACACCAUUGAUCAAGAGCAAAGAAUAUGCCGCUAGAUACAACGAUCGAGCGUCGAUAACUGAUGCACAAGCUGCAGACGUCUUAUGGCGAUAUAUAAAACACAUUUUACUAGCGUCGACAAAUUCCUGUUAUGAAGGUGGCAAUGGUAAUGAUAAGGAAAGUAGUAACAACAACGAAGGAGAAGACGAAGAUGAUGAUAAUGACGACGAUGCUGAUUCUGAUGCUGAUGCUGAUCCUGAUGCUGAUCCUGAUUGUGCACGGAUUAGACGAAUCUUUUCCUCGGCAGUAGGCUUGAACCCACAGUUGCGUGUCUACAGAUACACCCAGGGCCAUCAUUUCGGUGCACAUUAUGACGAAUCAGUUACAUGUCCUAUCCCAUUAAAAGGCAAAAAAAUGGGCAAAACAGGAUGGACAUUGUUAAUAUAUCUCACUGGUGGUGAGGAGUUUGUAGGUGGUGGGACAAUUUUUCACCCAGAGUUUCAUAGAGGAAAGCAAAUCUCAGACUAUAUAAAUGUUCAUCCGAGUAAAGGCAUGGCAUUAUUACACAAACAUGGAGAUUCAUGUUUGAAACACGAGGCAGAGAUUGUUAGACGUGGUGUUAAGUGGGUAUUAAGAAGUGAUGUCGUUUAUCCUAUUUAG